This is a messenger RNA of Lates calcarifer (barramundi perch), 2564 nucleotides long. Its product is annotated as NEDD8 ultimate buster 1. The record is from RefSeq and is a predicted model, not a curated record. The transcript has 15 exons. Lineage: Eukaryota; Metazoa; Chordata; Actinopteri; Centropomidae. The coding region runs from base 167 to 1984 and encodes 605 amino acids. Gene Ontology annotation, molecular function: protein binding. Gene Ontology annotation, biological process: regulation of ubiquitin-dependent protein catabolic process.
UCGAAGUGAGACCUCCUCUUCUCUGUCGUCACCUCCUUCCCGGAAACGACAAACCCACAACAACAACAUCACGGAGCUGAAGAAGCAGCAGACGGUUACCGGAGCUUUUACAGACGUUUCACAGCGCGGAGCUGUUUGUCCCCGUGUCCUCUGACAUCCAGAGACGAUGGCGGAGCAGAACACGGAGGCGAAGCUGAAGAAGCUGCUGAAGCAGGAGAAGAUCCAGCUGUGGAACCCCCCGUACACCGACGAGGACAACCAGCCGGGACAGCCGCACAUACAGGAGCUGGCGGAGCGCUACGCCCCCCAGCUGGGUCUGUCGGUGACGGAGGUGGGGGGCGCUCUGGAGUCCAUCAGAGCUCAGACGGUGAAGAGAGGGAAAGGAAACAAGACGUACAGAGAGACCAACGUGGCCACGCUGGAGCUGCUGCUGCCCAGAGACAGCAGGAAGGUAGACGCACAGGAUCCAAAGUCGAAGAAGAGCUUCCUGGAGACGAGGCUGGACGUGUCGGUUCAGGAGGUGGUGGACAGGAUCGGAGACGAGUACGGCCUCAGGUACAUCAAACUGAUCCUGAACGGGAAAACUCUGUCUGUAGACCAGCGUCUGGACGAGCAGGGCGUGAAGAACCACAGUAAGGUGAUGGUGCUGAAGGUGAGCGACGCCGAGCUGAAGCAGCAGAUGAGCGAGGAGGAGCAGAAGAAGAAGGAGCAGAACGAGAGUCUCCAGAGGACCCAGAAAGGUUUCCAGAUCCUGUCAGAGAGAGACGGCAGCGAGGACCCUGACACCACGCCGUUCCUGGAGAUCGCAGACCAGAAGGGAAACCCUCUGAAGAUCCCCCACCAGGAGAGGAAGGCUCUGAUCCUGGCCAUGGGUUUCCAUGAGAAAGGUCGCUCUCUGAUGAAGAGGAAGCAGUACGACAACGCUCUGUGUCACCUGCUGCAGGCCGACCAGCAGUUCAGUAAGUGCGACUCGGCGCUGCUCAGCUCGGUGGAUAACUACGCCGUCCUGCAGCUGGACAUCGUGUGGUGUUACCGAGCUCUGGAGGCUCUGUCGUGUCUGGACGACGGCCGGAGUCGGCUGCAGAGAGCCGAGGACUGCUUCCUGCAGUGUUACGGAGAACAGCAGCAGAGGCUGCUCAUGAUCAAGGGUAACACAGGCAGAGAGGAGGUGUUGUUCCUGCGGCUCUACCUCCUGCAGAGUCUCCUCUCCUUCCUCGAGGGAAACGACUCUCAGGCCCGGCAGCAGCUGUCCAAGGUGGAGUCUCUGUACAGCCGUCUGUGUCUGGACUCAGAGAAAAUGGCUCAGCUGAUGACUCUGGGUUUCACUGAAAGAGAGGCCCGGCUCGGACUCAGAGCCUGUCAGGGAGACCUGCAGGAGGCCGCCUUCCACAUCAGCAGCCGCAGACAGGAGAGAGAGGAGCUGAAGCAGAGGGAGAGGCAGAAGAGGAGGAGGAGGAUGGAGGACAUCACCGUCCUCACAGAGCUGGGAUUCUCCAGGAGAGACGCCGCCAGAGCUCUGCACCGCGCUGACGGAGACGUCAACAGAGCCUGCCAGAUCCUCCAGGACUCCAGUCAGGCUGCUCAGGCCACCAACAACAACACAGAGGGAGGGUGGAGUCCAGAGAAGGUGGAGCAGUUGUUGUACCUGGGUUUCGAGCGCGAGGCGUCUGAGGAGGCUCUCCGACUGACGGGUGGAGACGUCCAGUCGGCCACUCAGCUGCUGCUGGACAACCAGGGCGUCCUGUCCCCGCCCUCCACCUCCACCUCCACCCCCACCUCCUCCUCCACCUCCCCCUCCUCAGAGGAGCCCACCACCUCCUCCAACUCCACAGGUGAGACAGAGGACGAGGAGCUGGUGAGCGAGGUGCUGGAGGACAUCUCUCACCACGAGGAGGAUUAUCUCGACCUGACGCUGGAGGAGGAGAGCGAGCUCAUCGACACCAUCAAGACCUACCUGAGCCGAGGGUCCACACACACCGUGUGACGCACACACACACACACACUUCACCUGUCCUCUGUUGUUCAGUCUUUGAGGUGCAGGCUCAGUAAAGUGCCAAAGCAGAGAGGACUUCCCCUCAGAGUCAGGUUUCCUCUUCAUCACCGUCCUCACACAGAAACACGAGUGGAAAACGUCUAAUUAUUCUUUUCAGAUUUUUAUCAGCGGAGAUAAAACUUUACUUUGAAAACGUGUCUAAAAGUGAAGCUGCUCACUUUUCAUUUCUGAUACUGACAAGUUGAUUUAGGUUCAAAAGGUUUUAAACAUGAAAAAUGUUCCGUUUGAGAAAAGCAGCUCACUCAUGUACGGAGGCUUUAAGAUGCAAAACUAACGCAGAAUUUAAUUUGUAAUCAUUUAAAUUUCUCUAAAUGAAAUCAUCAGUUGGAGGCCUCAGCUCUCUUCAGGUUUGACUGUUUGAUUGAUGAACCAAAGGAAGCUGCUGCUUUAAACCGAGUUGUUCUGACCACAGUCGUCCUGUGUUGUGUUUGUGAGCAGCAGCUAAACGUUGGUCUGGAGUCGAGUUUCCAUGUGUCUCAUGUUGAUGGAGCCAAUAAAGAAAAUGAAGGUU